Lontra canadensis (Northern American river otter) is the source of this 852-nucleotide messenger RNA. It is a transcript of the gene ARHGDIA, whose product is annotated as Rho GDP dissociation inhibitor alpha. The record is from RefSeq and is a predicted model, not a curated record. Gene Ontology annotation, molecular function: protein binding; Rho GDP-dissociation inhibitor activity. Gene Ontology annotation, biological process: Rho protein signal transduction. The transcript is spliced from 6 exons. NCBI's taxonomy places the organism in Eukaryota, Metazoa, Chordata, Mammalia, Carnivora, Mustelidae. Gene Ontology annotation, cellular component: cytoplasm; membrane; cytosol. Bases 112 to 726 code for a protein of 204 amino acids.
GUGGCCGACCGGGAGCGCGCGGGCGGGGCCGCGACGUUCGUCAUUCCGUGCGGGAGGGAGCGCGAGAGCGGCGCGGUCGAGCCUCCGGUGUCGCAGACCCAGCUGGGGAGCAUGGCGGAGCAGGAGCCCACCGCUGAGCAGCUAGCGCAGAUCGCCGCGGAGAACGAGGAGGACGAGCACUCGGUCAACUACAAGCCCCCCGCCCAGAAGAGCAUCCAGGAGAUCCAGGAGCUGGACAAGGAUGACGAGAGUCUGCGCAAGUACAAGGAAGCCCUGUUGGGCCGCGUGGCUGUGUCUGCUGACCCCAACGUCCCCAACGUUGUCGUGACCCGCCUGACCCUGGUGUGCAGCACGGCCCCAGGCCCCCUGGAGCUGGACCUGACAGGCGAUCUGGAGGGCUUCAGGAGGCAGUCCUUUGUACUGAAGGAGGGCGUGGAAUACCGGAUAAAAAUCUCUUUCCGAGUGAACCGAGAGAUCGUGUCUGGCAUGAAGUACAUCCAACACACGUAUAGGAAAGGCGUCAAGAUCGACAAGACCGACUACAUGGUGGGGAGCUACGGACCCCGGGCGGAGGAGUACGAGUUUCUGACCCCCACGGAGGAGGCGCCCAAGGGUAUGCUGGCCCGAGGGAGCUACAACAUCAAGUCCCGGUUCACAGAUGACGACAAGACUGACCACCUGUCCUGGGAGUGGAACCUUACCAUCAAAAAGGAAUGGAAGGACUGAGCCCUGACCCGGGAGGCGGGCAGGCCUCCGGACAGACAGACGGACCUGUCUGACGUGCCCCACCCCCAUCAGCCCCACCUCUCCGUCCCGACCCCUCACCAAAGUGCUGACAGGUCUGCCCCCGCC